Molecule: messenger RNA, 1995 nt
Organism: Centropristis striata (black sea bass)
Lineage: Eukaryota; Metazoa; Chordata; Actinopteri; Perciformes; Serranidae
Gene: epb41l4a
Product: erythrocyte membrane protein band 4.1 like 4A
Exons: 21
Coding region: 1-1677 (558 amino acids)
Cellular component (GO): cytoskeleton
Source: RefSeq, a predicted model, not a curated record
AUGGCGUGUUUCCGCGGCAACUGGGAGGAAUUUUAUGGAGAAGUUCUCCUAUUGGACGAGAGGAAGAUGACACUGACGAGCGAGCAAGGCAUCAAGAAAUCGUCGAAGGCAGCGGCCGUCCUGCAGCGCGUCUUUUCUCUCCUGAACCUCGAACAAGUCGAGUUCUUCGGUUUAAGAUUCUGUGACAACAAACAGCAGACGCACUGGCUGGAUCCAUUAAAAACUCUCUCACAACACAGAGACCUCAUCGGGCCACCGUACAUUUUCUACUUUGGAGUGAAGUUUUAUGCCAAGGAUCCGUCUGCCCUGCAGGAGGAAACCACACGGUUUCAGUUUUACCUGCAGCUUCGUCAGGACGUGCGGCGAGGUCGUCUACCGUGCCCCGCCCACCUCAGGCCACGCCUCCUCGCCCUGAUGCUGCAGGCGGAGCACGAUGAUUCCAGUGAGGUGGAGCCGUCAGGCGUGGAGGAGAACCAGGAAAUUCAACACAUCUACAAAAGUCUCAGUGGGGUCUCUCGUCCUCAGGCUCAGCGUCUCUUCCUGUCUCUCUGCAGCUCUCUGCAGAUGUUUGGAGUCUCUCUGUUCACUGUCUACGGUGAGAACCAAAAAGAGUACUUCCUGGGUCCGACUCCAGUGGGCGUGGUCAUCUACAACAACAAGGAGCUGGUUGGAAAAUAUUUCUGGCAGAGAAUCAUCAAACUUCACUUCAAAGAAAAAACCUUCGAGCUCCGAACCAGAAAACAUGGUUGUGAGACAUCGUUCUUCUUUCAAACAUUGCAUCGAUCAGACUGUAAACGUCUGUGGAGAUGUUGUGUUGAACACCACACCUUUUACAGGAUGCCAGCGUCGAAUCCAUUAACAUACAAACUGAAACACAACAGUAUUGCUCAUUCGCCCACUGUGACUCGGCUGAAUGUCGACCACCUGGGAAACAAAACAACAACACCGCACACCAAUCAGACGGCGGUCAGUCGUGGACCAAUGGCAGUGCAGAGCGCGCCACCUGCUGUCCAGAGGAGAGACACUGAGCCAACAGAGAGACUGGUUUGUGAUGUCAUGGGGUCAUGUGAUCAGUUGGCUCCUCCCUGCAGGUCAGAGGGCGAGGCAGAGCAGAAGCCCAGUGCACCAUGGGAAAACAGCGGCCCGCUGAGGGGCCUUUUUAACCCAAAGUUUCCUCCAAACACCAAAGAAGAAGAAGCUGGAGGGCGACCUCAGAGGAGAAGCAGAAGUCUGGAUGGUGAUCGACCAAUCAGAGAGCAGAGGAUGAAGUCUGGUUUCCAUGGCAACACGAGCAGCGGCAGCGAAUCACAGAAGACACCUUCGAACAGCGAGCACCGCAGAAGAAGGAAAAAGAACCGGGAUCGCCAUGGCAACCAGAGACCAGACUCCUCCUCCCGCCGCCGAACUCGAUCACGCAGUCCUGACGCUCUGACAUGGAGACACAUCCAGAAGCAGCUGAUGGAGCCUGAUGGUUUGAUUGACAGGCAGACAGAGGAGAUACCGUACGAGGAGGUGAGGAUCUCGGGGCAGCCAAUGAGCACACGCCGUUCUCCGAGGAGGCGGAGCCAACGUGUGUGGGCGUCGGCCUCAGACCUCCGGUCAAAGGGGGAGCUGCUUCCUCCUCUUCCUGUUACCAAGGCAACCAACACUUCCUUUGGAUUACCAACGAGUCCCUGAAGCAACAUUUGAGUCUUUCUUUAUCACAUUAUAAUUUAGUAAUAUCCCCUCCAGGUAUUAAAGCACCACAUUUUAUAUAUGUUUGUACUGCAGCUGCAGCAUUAACUGGAUGUUAGUUUAAAUGUUGGUUAGUGACCUGAAAUCUGAGCAGUGACUCCUCUGAGUCUGUUACAACUAAACACUGAACAAGACAUUUUACUGAACAAAACGUUCCAAUAAACUAUCAUGAAGUGAAACACAGUGAAAGGCUCAAAGUUCUGAGACCAAGCGGAUGAAAACACAACGACAACAAGUUCACGCUGUUUUUAAAGUCUGCGU